Messenger RNA from Salvia hispanica, 750 nucleotides. The record is from RefSeq and is a predicted model, not a curated record. Lineage: Eukaryota; Viridiplantae; Streptophyta; Magnoliopsida; Lamiales; Lamiaceae.
AUGAAUGAAUAUGAGUCUACUGGGUCUAGUGGUGUGCUUUUAGGAAGGCCAUUCCUGCUCACCGUUAAAACAAUAAUUGAUGUGUUUGAUGGAACCAUAUGUCUGGAUUAUAAUGGGGAGAAAUACACAUUCAAUAAUGCUAUGAAACAGCCAUUGGAUAUGGAAAAUUUGCAUGCAGUGGAUGUUAUUAACCCCAUGGAAGCCAUCACACCGAAGAAGGAAUUGAAGAAAUUACCUGAUAGUCUGAAGUACGCUUACCUUGGGGAAGAUGAAACCUUUCCAGUUAUAAUCAAUAGUCAGCUGACUGAGAAGCAGGAAGAAGAAUUGUUGGAAGUGCUAAGGAAGAACAAGAAAGCUAUAGGCUGGACCUUAUCCGACCUAGUGGGGAUCAGUCCGGAUCUAUGCAUGCAUCACAUCCGGUUAGAAGAAGGUGCAAAGUCUCAUCAAGACCCACAAAGGAAGUUGAAUCCAAACAUGAGAGAGGAAGUCUUAAAGGAGGUGUUGAAAUUGGUGGCCCUAGGAAUCAUAUAUUCGGUCCCGGAUAGCGAAUGGGUUAGCCCGGUACAUAUGGUGCCAAAGAAGAUAGGGAUACAAGUGAUGCAGAACGAGAAGAAUGAGUUGGUGCCCACGAGACUCAUUACAGGAUGGCGUAUGUGCAUCGACUAUAGGAAGUUAAAUGCAGCCACAAGAAAAGAUCAUUUCCCUUUACCAUUUAUUGACCAUAUGCCGGAGAGGCUACCAGGAAAGUAG